AUGGAAAACAAGAAUUCUCAAAGGAAAAGCUUAUUUGUCACGUGUCCUUUUAUUGACAUACAUCAGGUUAUCCGCUAUCGACUGUGGCAUCACAUUCAAAAGUGUCCUGCAAACCCGAACUGGGUUGCCCUAAAUUCUGCAACCCCAUCGGAGGUGGUAGCAGAAAAUAUUCCGCCUGCCAGCAAGUCGCCAGAGCCACAACCACAGCCAGUAAAGGAAGCAAAGGCCCCAGAGCAUCCCCCAAACUUUCCAGAAGUUGUGUGUGAAGAUUGGGAUGCAGAGCCGCCUGCAGCCCCGUUCGUUUUAAAAAAGCCCCGGAAAGAUUUUGGGGAAAUGGUCGUAGGCAUUAUUCGUUGCCAGUCGCGGGCAUUACGCCGACAUUUUCGCGAAAAUGAUAUCUUUAAAACGACGAAGGAAUAGAAAUCAAAUGACACAGAUGAUAGCUUUUGGUGCCCAUAAACAAGUAAAUAAUACACCGAUUACACCAAUUGGCCUCAGGUCUUCAAAU
Scaptodrosophila lebanonensis is the source of this 508-nucleotide messenger RNA. RefSeq lists its product as uncharacterized. NCBI's taxonomy places the organism in Eukaryota, Metazoa, Arthropoda, Insecta, Diptera, Drosophilidae. The record is from RefSeq and is a predicted model, not a curated record. The transcript is spliced from 2 exons. Bases 1 to 420 code for a protein of 139 amino acids.